AACUACAUCCAGGCGCUCCACCUCAGCCAGGCCCAGAAGCUGCCCCAGAUCCCCCAGACACACAUCCAGACUGGGGAUCAGUACAAAGACUGCUCUGAGAUCUUCAAGGAUGGAAAUACGGCUACUGGUCUGUAUAUGGUCCGACCAGACCAGUCUCCUAACUCCUUCAUGGUGUUCUGUGACAUGAGCGACGGAGGAGGCUGGACUGUCUUCCAGAGGAGGAGGGACGGAACAGAGUCCUUUGACAGGGCUUGGGUGGAGUAUAAGCACGGCUUCGGGGACAGCCUGUCCGAUGGAGAGUUCUGGCUAGGGAACGACCCCUUGCACUACCUCACCUCCCAAGGCGACUAUGACUUAAAGAUCAACAUGGAGGACUUUGACGGUAAUCAGCGCUUUGCCAAGUACAACAACUUUAAAGUGGAUGAUGAAAAGGACCAGUAUCAGCUCCACCUGGGCGAAUACACUGGCAACGCGGGGGACGCCCUCCCCGAAGCCCACCCCCCUGCCGGCACGAAACCGGACGGUCGUGACUUUGGUCGCAACGGAAUCAAUUUCAGUACCUACGAUCAUCCCAACACGGAGGACGAGAAGUGCAUUCGCCACGACCAGUCUGGGUGGUGGUUCAGCAAGUGCGAGUCCGGCAACCUGAAUGGCCACUACUACAGCGGGCCGUACCAAGCCAUGACGGACGACGGGGUGGUCUGGUACACCUGGCACGGCUGGUGGUAUUCAAUCAAAUCCGUCGUCAUGAUGAUCCGCGCCUCUGACUUCCAACCGGCCGGAUAUGACGUGAAACCGACCGGAACACCGGACAAGAAUGAUAGAGGUUUUCCUCAGUUAGGAUAG
This is a messenger RNA of Esox lucius (northern pike), 846 nucleotides long. RefSeq names its product fibrinogen-like protein 1. The record is from RefSeq and is a predicted model, not a curated record. The transcript has 6 exons. NCBI's taxonomy places the organism in Eukaryota, Metazoa, Chordata, Actinopteri, Esociformes, Esocidae. The annotation marks the transcript as partial. Gene Ontology annotation, biological process: negative regulation of T cell activation; regulation of immune response.